This is a messenger RNA of Leptosia nina, 357 nucleotides long. The record is from the annotation of a GenBank genome assembly. Lineage: Eukaryota; Metazoa; Arthropoda; Insecta; Lepidoptera; Pieridae.
AUGAAGUUCCUACACCUUGUUGUUGUGAUCUGCUUGGCCGCUGCGGUGAGCAGCCAAAGCCACGACUUAAUUGUUGGCCAAGCCACCUACGGAGACGUUAUAGUAUUCAAACAAAACGAGUACAAAUACGGAUUCCCUUUCAUGGUGCGGACGAGUAUUAUUGAGUAUCCGGAACCAGGACAGCACAACUUCGCAUAUAUCAAGGCGAUCUACGUCAAGGACAACGAGAGGGAUGGUAGUGGUGGGUACCCAACAAUCUCGUCGGGAGGCGUGGGACAGCGUUUCGUGAAAAUUAAGCUGAAGACCCAGAGAGGCUACGGCAUGAACUUCACUAUAACAAUCUACGGAAGAUACUAG